Molecule: messenger RNA, 171 nt
Organism: Mucor mucedo
Lineage: Eukaryota; Fungi; Mucoromycota; Mucoromycetes; Mucorales; Mucoraceae
Exons: 1
Source: RefSeq, a predicted model, not a curated record
AAAAAAGCAUCUUCAUACAAUAGAGAAAGGGACGCUGAACGAACACUUCGGCUCAAUCACAAGAUGGUAAGUAAAUGGAAGAAGAUUGGCGUCUAUUUUAGAGAGAAUUGCAUAUUUGAAGAUGAAGCAGGCCUUAAUACGCAUAUGAUAAGAGGACGAGCCUGGUCCAAA